AUGCCGAGUUUGAUCGAAAAGAUCCAAGCUAAGCUUGAGCUAUUUCGGCUCGAGAAGCGGUACACGCGCAACCGCCAUCGUCGCUCGGCUUUCAUCAGCAACGCCAUCUACGUUGAUGGCGAAUACAUAUACCAGACCCCGAACACUACCGGAUCAUCUACCAAUAGCUCUUCCACCGCCGCUUCGUCUCCAGUCGAAGAGCCCAGUAGACGUCAUAGUGCUGUUGUCGAAGAGCCGAGAAGCCGUUACAACACCGAUCCGCAGACGCCAGCGCAGAAGAAGCGAUUAAACCGAUUCUCAACAAUGCCGGGAUUUGGCUCCUCAUCGAAGCGCAGCUCUAGGGACUGGAAACCAGAUGUCGUCGACGUGAGCGAGGUACGGUGA
Messenger RNA from Daldinia caldariorum, 384 nucleotides. RefSeq lists its product as uncharacterized. The coding region runs from base 1 to 384 and encodes 127 amino acids. The transcript has a single exon. The record is from RefSeq and is a predicted model, not a curated record. NCBI's taxonomy places the organism in Eukaryota, Fungi, Ascomycota, Sordariomycetes, Xylariales, Hypoxylaceae.